CUCUACAGUCGGUAAGACAAUUUUUCCUAUACACUUUUUAACGCUCGACUCGUUGUGGGGACAGGAGCGGGACAGAAUACGAAAUCAAAAUAGCGAAAUUCGAAGAAGUAUAUAUUGUUUGUUUACAACCAGCUUUGUGACUGUGAACAUGUCGAAUAAUUUUGGUCAAAAAUAAGUACGGUCCGAGCUACGAUAUUUCAAAAUAGCUUCUUUAAUCUCAAAGACUUCUCACAGUACUCAUGCACUUUCACAUGAAGAAAAUCGAAGUAAAGUGUGAUUCUUAUGCUUAAAGAAGAAUGACGUGAUGUUCAAAGUGGCCAGUUCGUUGAGAUCACAUUUGGAAACAUUACUCCAGUUUAAUCUCGCCAAUUUGCUCAGUGAUGAAAGAUUGCCGAAAGUUGUCUGCACGGCUUGCAAGAGAAAUAUAUCUCGGAACAAAUCGGAGAGAGACUGCGGAAGGACCAAUCUUCAAACUGUUGCAUUACCAGAUUUUUCAAAGUUUCAGAAGCCAAUUUUAAGUACAAGAUCUCAGACUGGGAAACGCUGUGAGUGUUCUUUGUGUGAGCUUGCGAGAUGGAACGUCACGAAGCCACUUUUGACUGGCAAAAAAGCAUCUGCUCCAAAAUGUGUGAAACGUUGUUCCAAAUGCUUCAUGGUACCGAAACGUGGCACUGCUCAUAAAUGUACUAAAGCGGCUACAAUAACAAAUCUCCAUAGCUAUGUUGACAACUCAUUAGGACAAAAAUUAAAGGAGCAGCUCACGGUAACACUGAUUAACGAUAUUUCUAAUAAGCAGGCUGGUGAAGAAAAAAGACAAGAUCAACCGAUCUCACUGACACAACCCGCUGGAGGGAAAGCUAUGAAAAUUAUUGUGAACCCGUCCUGCAAUGCAGCUGCCUCCACAUCAACUACUCCUUAA
Psylliodes chrysocephalus is the source of this 919-nucleotide messenger RNA. The record is from the annotation of a GenBank genome assembly. NCBI's taxonomy places the organism in Eukaryota, Metazoa, Arthropoda, Insecta, Coleoptera, Chrysomelidae.